AUGCAAGACGGCAGAAGAAAACAAGUGAUGAUAUACAACGGAGAUGGAAACGAGCAACUCAUAUUUGGUUGGAGGAGCCAAGCUGGAGAAGAUCUAUCGUCAGAGGCAAACGUAAUGGUGGCGACAAACUUACUUUGGUUAUGGGGCUUAGGAGAGUAUUGCAUUCAUAAAAAUUUUAAAUGA
Messenger RNA from Arabis nemorensis, 183 nucleotides. The record is from the annotation of a GenBank genome assembly. NCBI's taxonomy places the organism in Eukaryota, Viridiplantae, Streptophyta, Magnoliopsida, Brassicales, Brassicaceae.